Messenger RNA from Salvia miltiorrhiza (redroot sage), 2386 nucleotides. RefSeq names its product transcription initiation factor IIE subunit alpha-like. The record is from RefSeq and is a predicted model, not a curated record. The transcript has 10 exons. Gene Ontology annotation, biological process: transcription initiation at RNA polymerase II promoter; transcription open complex formation at RNA polymerase II promoter. Bases 602 to 2023 code for a protein of 473 amino acids. Gene Ontology annotation, cellular component: transcription factor TFIIE complex. NCBI's taxonomy places the organism in Eukaryota, Viridiplantae, Streptophyta, Magnoliopsida, Lamiales, Lamiaceae.
UGUAUUUUCCGCAUUAAACUCCCAAAUUUCCACCAGCGAUCGCAGAUCGCACCAUCGAAGGAAUUCUAAUUCCGCCAAAUCCAAAUCCCUAAAUCCCCAAAUCCGAAGCGGCAUCCAUUGAUCCACGACGUCCUAUUUGGAAUCCUGAGCCGCAGCCAUUGAUAUACGCCGUCUUAUUCGGAACCGGUAGCCUUAUUCUCGUAGCCAUCAAUCACUUGCAAAAAAAAAAAAAAAAAAAAAAAUCAUUUUCGGAGGGUUCGAGCAUCCUCUGUGUGCUGAUUCAUCUACACCGCCGAAGUUUACUGUUUUGGACUAAUUGAAAACUUUAGAAAUCAAUAGUUUUAAUCGGACAAAGUCAUAGUAUUGAUUAGCGUGGUCUGGUCGAGUUCAAUUUGAGUUUUCCGACGGUUCAGCUGAAGAAGAGCUCUCGUUUGGCGUCGCUGCUGUAUUGCGGGUAUGGAGGUUUGAAACUCGCAAACUAUUUCAGCUGAUUUUUGGCGUGAAGAGCGAACAGCUGAUUUUUUUGUGAAUGCAACUCUGAAUUUGUGGCUGUGGGAUUCUUAGUCGAUUAGCAAGUUUUCGAUUUAUCUUUGACCAUUAAAUGGCUAGCAUCGACCCAUUCAAUCGCCUGGUGAGACUUGCAGCCCGAGCGUUCUAUGAUGAUAUAACGACAAAAGGUGAAAACCAGCAGAGGCCUGGGAGAAGUGAUAACAGAGGAAUUGCUGUGGUCAUUCUUGAUGCUCUUACUAGACGUCAGUGGACUAAGGAAGAAGAUUUGGCUAGGGACUUGAAACUUCACACGAAGCAACUCCGUCGGACUCUGAGAUUCUUCGAAGAAGAAAAACUGGUCACUCGUGACCACCGCAAGGAGACCUCCAAAAGUGCAAAGAUGUUCAGUGCUGCAGUGGCUGCCACAAUGGAUGGUCAGAAAAAUGGAAGAGACGAUGAGAAGCAAAAAGUGCACACUCAGUCAUAUUGUUGCCUAGAUUAUUCACAGAUAUAUGAUGUUGUCAGAUACAGAUUACAUCGCAUGAAGAAGAAGUUGAAGGAUGAACUGGAGAGCAAAAACACAGUUCAGGAAUAUAUAUGCCCUAACUGCAACAAAAGAUAUAAUGCCCUCGAUGCACUCCGGUUGAUCUCCCCAUAUGAUGAGUACUUCCACUGUGAAAGCUGCAAUGGGAUCCUUGUGGCUGAGAGUGAUAAGCUGGCUGCUCAAGAAAUGGGAGAUGGAGAUGAUAAUGCAAGUAGACGUCGCCUUGAUAAAUUAAAGGACAUGCUGACAAAGAUGGAGGUACAGCUGAAACCACUAAUAGAUCAACUCGGGAGAGUUAAGGAUUUGCCUGUACCUGAACUUGAAGGUCUUCAAGCCUGGCUACUUCGAAUGGCUGCUCAACAAGCUGCAAAUGGAGAUCAUAAUGCUAACGACCCUAAUAAAUCUAUGCAUGGAGGUUUUGGUGGAACUGCAAUGCCUUAUGUUGGGGAGACUAAGGUUGAAGUUGCAUUUUCUGGUACCGACGACAAAGGUGAUGUUAAAUCAAUCAACACAAGUACACCUAUGAAAGUUUUGCCUCCAUGGAUGAUCAAGCAAGGAAUGAAUCUUACAAAAGAGCAACGUGGAGAGACCAGUCAAGAGGCAAAGAUGGGUGGUAGUUCAGUAGCUUUGGAGAUUAUCGAUGACAAGAAGUCUGCAGCUUUAGACGAGGACAAAAAGAAUAUACAGGAUGAAUAUGCCAGAGCGUAUUAUGCUGCUUUACUUAAGCUCCAUCAUGAAAAAGAAGAAAAAAUCAAGAAAGAAGCAGAAUCACCUAAUGAUGCCAUCAUCAGUGAAGUCUUCAAUGCUCCAUCUGAGCGCCAAGUAGGCAUGAAGUCGAAACGUGAAGAUGAACUUGAAGGAGAUGAUAUUGAAUGGGAGGAGGGGCCAUCUACUGGUAACACUUCCGAUCAAUUUAAAGUUCACGACUUGAACGUAGAAGCAGAAGCUACUCAAGAUGACGAGGAUGAAAACGACUGGGAGGACGGGUGAGGACCGAUAAGCCAGCCUUUGCAGUUCAACGAGCUUCUCUCCGUUGCAGGCUUCAUUUCCCAACUGGAAUGGCCUAAUUUUCCGACCCAUUCGGUUCACGGUUGCUAAUGAUGCGUUGCUGGAGGUACAGCGAAGAAGACCAAGAUAUUCGUAUUGAAAAAACUGAUACUCUCCUACAAAGAAAGAAUUUACCUUUGUUUGUUUUGUUUUUGCCACUUCUUUUGGUGAUAUAUCAUACUUCUUUUUGCAUCAAGAAAGUGUAUACAAAAGGAUGAUGCGAUAGCUGAGUUACGCUGUUAAAAAAGGAAUUUAUUUGUAUUUUUCUCACAUUUUUAGUUUUGAUAUAUACUAAUUUUACUUUCA